UUGGGUAGUGGGUAAUGGGGGACCCAAGUAGGUCAGGGGGCCUAGGGGCGAGGGCAGGUAGCAAUGUAUGUGGAGCAAGAGGUUCCGUCAAGGUGUCCACGUACGUGCUCGAAAGUACGGAGUAAGCAGCUUAGGGGGUCCCGGGGACGCAGUAAGACCCGGUCCCGGGGCUCCCGAAGCAAGGCCCACCAUGUCCACAGGCGAUCGCUACCGGAGCACAAGAAGGCGCAAGUGCGAGAGAAAGAGGUGUGGAAGCCCUGGAACGGGCUCAUCGUAAUUGGAAAGAGAGUGGAACUCUUGGACAGAAACCUGCAAAAGUCUAAACUGUGGGACACAAAGUUGGAAUCUGAGGACUGGAAGCCGGAGGACGAGGGGAAGAAGUCCUCGAAAGAGAGAUCGGGCCUGCAUCAGGAGAGGGUGGACACGAAGCUCCUAAACAGUGCGGGAAGGACGGUACAGGCUUCAGCAAUUCUGGAGCCUGGCAGCUCAGAGAAGAUUUGGAGACCAGGAGACUCCAAAGUUCAAGGUGUAUCCAGGAGUGCAGAGAUGACUGCAGAGCCUGAAGAAAGAUUGAAGGACAAGUUUAAGGACAGGUUGAGGACCACUAGAGGGGACUUGAGGUCCAGAGGGGAUCAACUGGGGCAGAUUGAGGAGUCGAGUGAGGAGAACUUGAUGUACAAGAAAGAGAAACGGGGGUCCACUGGAGAGAAGGUGGUGGGCAGAGGAGAGAAGCGGAGAUCUGUUGUAGAGAAAGUGGACAGUAGAGAGAGACAGGGAUAUAGUGGAGAGAAGCGGAGAUCUGUUGUAGAGAAAGUGGACAGUAGAGAGAGACAGGGAUAUAGGGGAGAGAAGCGGAGAUCUGUUGUAGAGAAAGUGGACAGUAGAGAGAGACCAGGGCAUAGUGGAGAGAGGCGGAGAUCUGUUGUAGAGAAAGUGGACAGUAGAGAGAGACCGGGGCAUAGUGGAGAGAGACGGAGAUCUAUUGUAGCGAAAAUGGACAGUAGAGAGAGGCGGGGGUCCAUCAGAGAGAAGGCCUUGGACAUUAGAGAGAGGCGGGGGUCCAUCAGAGAGAAGGCCUUGGACAGUGGAGAGAGGCGGGGUGUUGUCAGAGAGAAGGCCUUGGACAGUGGAGAGAGGCGGGUUUCCAUCAGAGAAAAGGCCUCGGACAGUGGAGAGAGGCGGGUUUCCAUCAGAGAGAAGGUGAAGUCAAAUGAUGAAAAGCAGAAGUUGAGUAAAGAGAAAUUAAGGUCCAGUGGAGAGAAGCUGAGGACUGGUGAUAUCUCCACUGGAGAUAAUCUGGAGUCAAAUAUUGAGGAAUUGGAAUCUGAUGAAAUGAAGCUGGAAACGCGUUCAAGAACAGAGAUGGCAACUGAAGAAGAUAUGGAAAAAGUGAUAGAAAUUACUGAUGAUGAAAGUGUGAUGGAAAAUACGAGUCAGGAAAUGCAAAUUCAUGACAGUACAGAUGAACAAGGAGGAGCAGAAGAAGAGAUGGGAAUUGACAGUUCUGCCGGGGAUGAAAUGAAAGAUACUGCUGAUUGAUCUGUUCCCGUGGAAGAGAAAGACACAGUUAGAGAAGGCUCUGUGGAAUCAGAGGAGGAUGAAGAAGCAGUGGUAAAGUCAAAGAGAAGCUAGAGCCAAGCAGAACUUUGCUAAUUUUGAAAGGGCAAAUGUGAGUGAGGAGUCUGGACCUAAAAGGAUCAUGGGAAUGGAGGCAAAAUUUCUGGGCAUGGAAGCCAAGCAAGUAUUGAUGGAAGUGAAGAGUUUGAAAGAGGGACAUGGAAACAUGUUAAGGAAGAAGAAAAGACUUGGGAGCAAAUGCUAAGUAGAAGGAAGCUGACUGUUGCAUCUUAAAAAACUAUUUGAGAAAUGGGUCGAGGGUGGGCUGGAUUUUGGCAGAUAUGUACAUAGUAAGGGAGUCUGAGAUGUAAAAGGUUAAAAGAGAUUAUAGCAGGAUGAAAGAUGGACGCGGAAGGCUGUGGGAGAAGCAGCCAAUGAGUGAGGUGUCCGAAGCUGAUGCCAAAAACUGAGGGGCUCCAGCAGCAGGGAGACAAAGGGAAGAGGAGUGAUGGAAUAAAAGCUUAAGGAAGUGAGAAGCCAUAUCCUGCCAUGGUGCUUAGUCUCCUAAAUGCUGGGAUUGCAAAUGUGCACGGCCGUUCCGCCUUUCUUUGGUGAUAAGAUCUUGCUGGUGAACUGAUACCACUUCCUGGCUUCUUAUUAUGAGCAGAGCCCUGUCUACCCGAGGCCACAUUUGACGACUACUCUGGGGCGUCUUCGAGCUGAGGUAUCGUCCUUUCUUUAAGAGAUGUCUUCCUGGACUCUGGGUGAAGACUCAGUCUCUGCCCGUGUGUGGGACAUGACCUACAUACACUUCAGGAAGAACAGAUUUUGAGGACUCACCAGAUUUCUGUUCCUUGGCUGGCUGACUUCUUUACCUGAGAUAUCUGCUGUGUUCCACCGAGACCACAGACACCAGUGAAGACCAAGUUACCAUGACAAAUGUCAACUGCCUCAAAAUGAAUACUUGUGAACUGGGCAUGGAGGUGCAGGCCUGUGAUCCCAGCCACGGAGGAGGCUGAGGCAGAAAGCUCCAGAUCUGCCUGACUUGAAGAGAAAAAGGAAGUUGGGGAUUUAGCUCAGCACUAGCCCUGGGCUCAGUCUCCAGUGCUGAAGAGGGACACUGGGGAGAAAGAUCUUCCAAGGAAACGAGCGGGAUCACGUGAGGGUGAAAGUAGGAAGGCACGAGUGAAACAGCGUUUUCAUUUGCUACUGGAGAACAGCCCCUGACAUGAACUGGGGCCAGUAGUGUGACCAUCAUCACCAUUUUCUAGGCGUGGAAAAGAUGUUCCCCGUCCCCGUCAGAUUUUUGCCUAACGCCACCUCUACCUAGCGGGGCUUAUAUUCUAAGGCCCGAUGAAGGUGGAAAGCGUUUUGGUCCGACAGAGGGCAGGCUGAGAAGCAAGACUGCCGCGCGCAGGGUCACCCCAGCGUCACUCCAGCCGCGGGCAUGGUCCCAGUUCACAGCAGAGGGCGCUGCGGAACUGUCUUGGCUCUGCUAGGUGCUGGGCUCUGGUCCUUACCCCACCGGGACUCUGGGACUCCUGACCCAGCAUGCUCUAGGUGCUCUGUGAGUUUUUCUCGCACACUGGUGCCCUCUUAUGUUUUCGUAAGUUCUUGUUUUUUAAGGAAACUGUGGAAUAACAAACCAGGACAAGUCACUCAAGUCACCUCAGUGAGCCAGUUACCACAGACGCACGGACCUGCCUCAUCCAAGCCCCAUGCCCGAUCCCCAGGCAAGGAGGGCGAGGAGCCGCACAGAUUGCCAGCUGCUUGUCGCCGCUGUGCCGUGGCUGCACGUCCCUCAUGUAGGCACAAUCUUGAGUUUCUUCAGGCAGGGUGAGCAGGCAACGCUGCACCCCACCCAUAGCUGGUUUCGCUUUCCUAAUGUUAAAAGCGCCUCUCGCUGAAGGAGGGCGGUGGAACAGGUUUCAGCAUUUCCCCUAUUUUUUUUUAUAUGCUCAUCUGUUUAAGAUUUAUCCUUCCUGGCGAGUUCCUCCCCUUUCUCAGAAGAUGCCUAGAGCGCCCUCUUUGGCAUCUGUCCAAAGUCCAGGUUCUAAUAGCUUUCAGCUAGUUUAAUUUUAACCAUAUAAGCUGUCUUUUGGAAUAAUUACUUUUUAAUCUGGAAGGAGCCAGUUUGAUACAAGACCGUAAGCACUUCCUCCUGCUCGGAGGGAGCUGUGUCCACUUUCUGCUGAUAUGCCUCUAAAGGGAGGGAGCUGACGGGGAGGAAGACGGAAACUGCAGAUUGAUUGAUCAGGUUGAAUGGAGUCAGUGUCUGCUCUAAUGAGCCCAUUGAACUCGGUGCCAAGGCUGGAGAGCGGAUGAGGGGAGACAGUGUGACGGCCCUUGUGCUGUUUUGAGCCGCAGGUGGCAAGGAAUGACCUUUCCUGAGAGAUGUCCUGUGCACAACCAGCUGCCCCUGAUUUCUGGGGCAGUCUCCAUUUCUCAGACAGAAGACACAAUGACCUUUGUCAGGUUACCCAUUGGUUGUGAAUUCUAAAAGCAUAGACACCUAAGAGACCGUCAGCAACCGUAGGCCUUUUGUCCGUGAGUGUGGCCUAGCAAGGGCAGGCUGGCAGAGACGGGAGUCUCUCCUGUGCCCCACAGCUAGCUGGAAUACUUUUGAUUCCAUUUCUUCCCUUAUGACCCCAGUCCUUUGUAAUAAUUACUUGUGUUUAUAAAACCUUAAAGGAUUUUUGAUGUAUCAGGGUAGAAAUCAGUCUUCCUUUCUAUUGUUGGGGUGGCAAACUUUUUAUUUGGCAAUAAAAAAAAAAUCAAAGAUGAGAACAAGAAGAAAAUGAGAUGUGUGUGAUGGAAACCAAUCUAGAAAAAGUGCCUCGUGCUGGCUUUUGCUGAGGCAGACAAGUUUGGGAGAACACUAUUUUAUAGAACUCAUCUUUACUGUUGGCUCAUUGCUGGCUUUGCUGGUGUCUGGGCUCUCCAAGAGCACUCGGUAAGAGGGGAGGCUGAAACCAGAAAGUAAGUCUGAGCAGCUGUUACCCACAGCAAAUCUUGAAGGAGAGUCAAGGGUCUGCUAAUCUAGUUAGAGAUGAGCCUUUUGCUGUGAAGGGCCUGGCUUGUGGGAAAUCACAAGUGUGUAAUCUCAGUUACAGAGGGGUGGAGACAAUCAGACUAGGAGUUCAAGGCUGUCCUUGUAUGCAUAGGAAGUUUUGGGUUAGCCUGGGCUACGUGAGAUCCCGUUUUGAAAAACCAAACCAAACAAUCCUUCCCUCAGAGAAGGGCAGAUGCAAGAAGCCAAUGUGGGCUGUUAGCCCAACACUCCGGGCGUCACCUGUCUUCCCGUGCAUUUGACGUCUACAAGGAAAACAGUCCAUCCACUGGUCCAUCUGACAUAGGUUGGAACAAAUCAGAGCCCCGUGCUCCCCUCACCGAAAAAAGGGAGGGAGAAGAACGUGUGAGUUCCACACAUCCGGAGAACACGCUCUGAGGAUGAAGCGCAAGGGAGCAGCCGGCGCACCGAUCGGGAGUUUGACUGUUUCUGUUCUGUCCCCCGGUUCCUAAGACUUCAGGUCAGACCUGCUCACCAGGCGUUCUCCUGACACCCCUCCGCACUUGCCCCUGAGCUGUCCCAUCACCCGGCAUCCUUUCCUGAGCCCUUCCUCUGCGUCAAAGUUGGAGGGUGGAGUGGCACUCUCUCCUUCAGGGGUGGACCCCUCCAGGCUGUUCUUACUGGCACUUGAAGCAUCCUGAUGGUGGCUGCUGGGCUCUAAUCCCCCUGGGAGAGCGGAAACACAGGCCCCACAUGCCUGCCUCACAGAGCCAUGCUGCCUUGCAGGGGGACAGACGUGUCUCCACAGGUUCAGGGCCCACCUCUGAACUUUUCUGUUAUGGAUUCUUAGCAUGUCCUGAUGAUUUUUCAAGAUUCAGUACAUGUAAGAUUAGGACUUCCCUUUAUCAAACAAUGAAUAGUGUGUGUGUGUGUGUGUGUGUGUUGGGCAGAGGGAAACACAUGGGAGUUGGUUUUCUCCUUUCAGCAUGUGGACCCUGGGGAUUGAAUUUAGCACAGCAGGCACCUUUACCCACUGGAUAUCAUGCUGGAGGCACAGGGAGUCCAGUGUGAACAAGAGUCUGAAAAGCAGACUCAGGGAAAGCUUGGGUUACUGGGGCAGAUGCCACAAGUCCUGGACCAUCCAGGGUAGUGUAAUAGACUAAGGAGCCCCCUUGGGGUAUGAACCAUUGGACCAUUGCGAAAUUUCCUCUCGAUGCUCUAAUCCUGCAGAGAAAGGGAUGGAAGCAAAGUCUCAAAUCAGAGUAUGUACUGACCUAAUUAGAAGGUUGCCUGAGUGUUUAAUUAGCAGAGAGUUGUGUGGUGUGGGGCAGCAAGGUCACCCGCAGCCCUGAAUGGCAGCAGCACUGUCCUGGGGCUCUGGAAAGGGUGGACGAGGCGUUCAGCUGAAGGCUCUU
Messenger RNA from Meriones unguiculatus (Mongolian gerbil), 5982 nucleotides. RefSeq lists its product as uncharacterized. The record is from RefSeq and is a predicted model, not a curated record. NCBI's taxonomy places the organism in Eukaryota, Metazoa, Chordata, Mammalia, Rodentia, Muridae. The transcript is spliced from 5 exons. Bases 64 to 1539 code for a protein of 491 amino acids.